UAUCCCGGGAGUUAACAGGUGUUUGUACGAGGCAGGCCCUCCGCGGAGAGACUUCUUUCAUUUCCUCAUCCUUAUCUUCGCUUUCGCUUCGUCUUUGAUAUCCACAAGAGAUCCGCACGUCUGUCAAUUCGUCGGCGAGACGAUACCGGUGUUUUGCGCGGAACAUGCGGUCCUGAGGAAAAACUCCUCGUGCCUCUUCCUUCGUGCACCGCCUUAUAUAUUAUUUUUUUCUUUCUCUCUGAGAUCGCUGAAAGGCGACCCAGGAAAUAUGACGACGAUGAAGAGAUAUCAGAUUACCUCUCUCCUGCUUUUCCUCGUCUUGACGCUCGGUACGUGCAAUGUCGAGCUACCUAAGCCGAGCUACACCAGAACGAUGUUGAAGGUUUCUCGAAGUCUCCCGGGCGAGACGGAAGAGCUAAAAGUGCGAACGAGCGAGGGCAAUGUAGCCACUUUAAUUGUUAAGCGACGAGACAAAUCGUCGGUUACCUUCGACGAUUCGAAGCUCACAUCAAAACCUGUUCAGGCAGAAUCGAACGUCACCGCGGAGAAUAAAAGCGAUUCGAAUGUGCGGAAUGAAUCGAAACUUGCCGACGACACUAACAGCGAAACUAGAAAAAAAAACGAUGUGCGAAGGCUCGAGGAAGCUCAAGUAGCGCAAAUCAAAGCGACGUUCUCCGAAUUGUCGGGAUCGAAGGACGAGAAAUCGAAUGUCAACCGAACCGAUGCAAAAUCGAUAUCCGAAAAAAAUCAUCCAGUCAGUGGCAGCGUAAUCGAUUACGGGACCUGGACACCUCUAGACGCGGAUGGGAGAGCGCUGAAGCAGAUGGAGCCGGAAGAGGAAGAGGAGUAUCGAAAUUGGAAACCUUUGGGGACGAAUCUGAAGACUACGAUCGAGGAGAGGACGAAUUAUGAUGAAGGUAGAAUCGGCGAUAUUCUGUUCGCUAGAAACCCCCAAGAUAGGAUUCAGAGAAAUGCCGAUUUACAAGACGGAAGUGAUAAGAACCAACGAUCUGUCUACACGUACGUGCCUCGUCAGUCCACGAGGACGAAUAUCGGAGCGAAUCUGUCGAAAAAUCGAGACGGUAAAACUGUUCCCGCAGAAGUAAUUGUCCGAUCAGAGAUCAACGUGAAGACCACACCCAAAAGAACGCCCAUGUCGCUGGAUAUGGACGGUACACCGGUGAUCCAUGGUACGAGAGUCCCCGACGAACCCAUGGAUAAGGUACAAAUUUGGCGAAACGCUCGAGUUAUUAACAACAGGUUGAUAAACAUUGAAGGGAACACCGCGGGAGUCACCAUGGCACCUUCCAUUGAACCUUAUUCUGGCGAUAAUAUCGAGAAGAAGCAGAAGUUCGAUAAGUUCUUCAAAGAUAUCAAUCGAAGAUACGGUCGCGAUUACGAGGAGGAGGACCGUAACAUGUACUUCGAGUGGGAUCCGAGGAAUUACAAGAGCGAAGCUUUGAAAGCCGAAGUAUACGAGCCCCGUAACGACCAUUACCGUGCGAGUGUUCACAAAAGGAUGUUGCAUCCGGAUAGCGUCGCGAAUUAUCCGAUCUCUCAACGUUACACCCCCGAUAGCCAGACCAUCGCUCCCGUAGCCCUGAAAUCUGGCGCCCGAGCGCCUGUCCUUCAGUACGCUCAUCCCGAGCUGGGUGUGCAGCCCGCCAAGAUCCUGAAGAACGAGAAACGCCGCCCCGACAAUUUCCCCGAGAAUCAACACUCCUUUACCGAACAACGUCACAAGAAGAAAUACGUGCUGAAUGACAAGAGUAUCGUCGAUAGUUACACGACGAAGAAUUACUAUCCGAAUCAGCAUUUCUACGGCCUGAAGCGACCGAGCGAGCCGCCGUUUUGGGUAAAGAUCUCCGAGAAUCUGAAGAAUCAGAUCUCCACCGGGGUCGAGAGAGUCUCGCAGUUCACUAGGCCAGUGAUCGAUCCUCUGGUGGAAGCCACUCAUAAGAUCUCACAGAACCUCGGUCUCUCCAGGGGCAAGGAGGCUCAGGACAAAAUCGACACGAUAGCUUCGGGCACUAGUAUCCUGAUACCGGCCUUAGGUCUCGUCGCGUCCGGCGCUGCGCUUGGAAUAGGUGCCGUAGCGGUCGGUCGCUAUCUCGAUGUCGACGUCUUGAAACGAUCAAACGCGGACGACGAUCUUGAUCUCGAGCACAAGCGGGCCUUCGAAGCAGGAGCGUACUUGAGAGCGAUCGAGGACGAGAGUUCGAGAUCGAACGAGGCGACUCCUUCGCGGACCAUGUACGUUUUACAAAACGUCGCUCAAGAUGACAAAGCGGCAGUUGAGAAUACGACUUCGGUGGAGAACGACGGAGUCUUUUUGAUUCUGGAAGACGAAGAUAAGCGAAAUGCCGAGAGGAUUGAAAAUCGGGAGAGCAGACAGAUGGUAGACGAGGUCGAUUAUGUGGAAACUAACGGACGAAGAAGAAAGAGAAGCCCCGACUAUCUGGAUAUAUUUAAGACGGACGUUGACAUGAAAAACCUGGUGCGCAGCAAACGCUUUCAGAGAAAGGGAGCCGAUUCCAUCAGCGAAAUCGUCGAGAUCGAUCUGCCUGCUGACGCAAUAAGUCGUACCGAUAUGAUCGAACUCAUGAUUCCGAAGAAGAAAUAUUCGAAUGAAAAUACCAUGGAAUGGAAAUACAUGAUUGUUGAUAAAGACAGCACGAGGAUGGACAAUCUUAAAGCGGACAUAUCGGAUCAAGACGCGUUGGAGAACAACGCGAAAGUUAUUGGAGAUGCCAUCGAUAAUUUACAGGACAUAGUUUCGACGAAAGGACAUAUGCAAGAUCGAAGAGAUCAUACCGAUGGUACUUCCCUCUGGAAAGUCCUCCUGCUGAAUGACAAAUCGCAAAUUCCCGAGAGUAAUCUCGAGAAGGAAACGAUGAGAAAGGUCGGAAAGAUCGAUAUAGACUUCUCAAAAGAGGACAACGGAAGGCGAAAGCGCAGUGUUGACAGCAAUCAGGAACUCCUGGAUACUUUGCAGAAUCUGGAGAAUGCGGAAAUAGCCGAAAUUGCUCACAUACAAGGCGAUUGGACGAAUACACCCUGUGCAAAGAGAAUAUUUUGCGACACGAUGAUUCAAAGAGGAUCCGACGCCUCGGUGCUCAUGGAGAAGAAGAUGGCAGCGUUAUUAAAAUUAAUUCAGCCUGGAGCAGCUGUUCAAGUGUCCAGUCACUUCGAGGAGGUCAUGAAUGCUGUCAGGAGGCACGAUUGUUCCAUCUUUUUGUGUCCGCGGGCGACACCCGGCAACGUCUUUCUUUAGAGAUUACAAUAUUUUUUAAUCACACACUCCUAAAAUAAUUGUAUCGUAAAAAUAUCAAUUUAAAAUUUAUUGGGAUAACGAGACGGGAAACGCGACAAAAUAUUUUAUAUAAUUAUUGACAAUUCUUCGAAUUUUUUAGCUGCGUUUGAAGGUCAAAAACAAAGAGAGUGUCUUUUACACGCAAUUAAUUUAAAUAUAAUUGUUUAAAAAUGGCCGGCAAUUUUUAAAUGCCGACAAUAAAUAAUGCGUUCUUUUCUUCGCCGAGUAAAUUCGCAAAAGAAUUGUCACUUAUAUAGAAUAUUUUCCGAGUAGCAAAGUUGUUGCGAUUAAGCUUGUUAUUUUCGGAAAAUAAAUUUAAUUGAAUUAAUUUUCACGUCCGCAACGAUUUUGCGAACGAUUUUUAAUUAGUACGUUUUCGAUAAACACAUCGAAUUGGCACAGAGCCAACUGUACAUACUUGCCAUCGAGGCGACUUUAUUUAAAAUGCACACAUACUUAUAAUUUAGAUGAUUAAGCAUAGAAUUUAGGAAAAACAAAAUGGAAGAUCGACGGAUAAUCAGUCGCAACUUCCAAAUGUUUAUCACAUCAUAAUCGCCCUUUGAUAAACAUUUUCGCCUAUCAUUUCAUUUUCUCUCACGUUUCGAAUUCCGUCCAAAUAAAUUAUUUUUUAACGAGAUAAUGUAAUUUAAUUCGACGUGCCGACCAUCGCACAAGUGAAUAAAAUAUUACACGCGAAUCUUAAUGAUUCCAAGAUAGAGUCAUCACCGAUUCGCGCGUCGAGCAUGCAAAUAUAUUUAUUUCUGUAUUUUUCUAUGCGCGUACGACAUCGUGUCUACAAGAGUCGAAUAAAUAAACGAUAUUUUUUACUA
Messenger RNA from Cataglyphis hispanica, 4143 nucleotides. RefSeq lists its product as uncharacterized. The coding region runs from base 269 to 3274 and encodes 1001 amino acids. The transcript is spliced from 4 exons. NCBI's taxonomy places the organism in Eukaryota, Metazoa, Arthropoda, Insecta, Hymenoptera, Formicidae. The record is from RefSeq and is a predicted model, not a curated record.